UCAGUUCAGAUCGCUGCUCGUAAUGCUGCUGGCCAUGCUGUCAGCCAGCAGUUCUGCCUACGGGAAGGUGAUACAGCCUGGACUCAAGAUGGAGAGCCUCUUCAAGCAAGCAUAUGCUGGAUGCCUGACCCCAAAAGACUCAAAAUUCCCCCAAACCGUGAGAGUCAACAUAAGCAUCAGCAACACGAACAAGAACACCAAAACAACUCUUGAUGUCAGCAGCCGUUCUCUGGCUCCGUGGGAUUACAGGAUCGAUGAGGACCACAACCGUUUCCCCCAGGUCAUUGCUGAUGCCAAGUGCCGCCACUCCAGGUGUGUGAAUUUGGAUGGGCAGCUGGACCACAGCCUCAACUCCGUCCCCAUCAAACAGGAGAUCCUCGUGCUCCGGAGGGAGCGGAAGGGCUGCCAGCAAUCCUACCGGUUAGAGAAGAAAAUUAUCACUGUGGGCUGCACGUGCGUCACCCCCUUGAUCCGACACCAGGCUUAAAGGGAACCAGGAGUCUGAGA
Eurypyga helias (sunbittern) is the source of this 507-nucleotide messenger RNA. Its product is annotated as interleukin-17A-like. Gene Ontology annotation, cellular component: extracellular region. The coding region runs from base 23 to 487 and encodes 154 amino acids. Lineage: Eukaryota; Metazoa; Chordata; Aves; Eurypygiformes; Eurypygidae. The transcript has 2 exons. Gene Ontology annotation, biological process: inflammatory response. Gene Ontology annotation, molecular function: cytokine activity. The record is from RefSeq and is a predicted model, not a curated record.